This is a messenger RNA of Fusarium musae, 1557 nucleotides long. RefSeq lists its product as uncharacterized. Lineage: Eukaryota; Fungi; Ascomycota; Sordariomycetes; Hypocreales; Nectriaceae. The record is from RefSeq and is a predicted model, not a curated record. The transcript has a single exon. The coding region runs from base 1 to 1557 and encodes 518 amino acids.
AUGUCUAGCACAACUACCACCAACGACCCAAAAGAGGUUGCCGAGGAUUUUAACGUCAGCUUUGAUCUACCACUCCGACUGAAAUCCUCUUCACGACAAAACACAGUUUUUAUCACACCUUCUGUGUUUACAUCACCAUCUUCUGUCGAUGAUUUGGCCCAGACAUCUGUUACGCCAUGUGACCAAGAAGAGACUGAUGCUACAUCCGGAAGCGGCACCAUCUUUGGUGUUUAUUUUCCAUGUCCUCCUCCUCCCAACACUCCAGCUGAGAGCAGUGAUGACAUCUCUGUUUCAGGCGAACCAUCACCAAAAUCUGGUUGGACUGGGGAAUACUCUGAUCCUGGUACCUCUUUCACUAGCAUGUCUAAGCUCGGUUGGACAGGAGAAUACUCUCAAUCUGAUCCUGUUACUCCUACCACUAGCAUGUCUAGGCUUGGUUGGACGGGAGAGUACUCUACCUCUGGGGUCGAGCCUGAACAAUUAAUGGCAAGACUCAGCACUUUGGCCAAUACAUCAGAGGACGAGCCUGACAAAACCCAGAGUGGAGACGAGGAAAUAUCUUCUGGAGACAGCUCCCCGACGAAAGGGGAUGAAAGUGCUUCCACUGCUAGAAACAUCAGUCCUGAAGAAGAAGAAGAGGUAGCCAAGUUGGCACGACAAGCUAUCUGGGGUAUGACUCCUCGCUCAGCCAUUGAAUCCCUAGAAAUUAAGCAAGUCACGUCUGGCGCUGUUACCAUCACCAAUUCGGUUGCUCAGCCCCAAUCUGCUGCUCUAUGCAACAUUGAGGAUGACGCUGUUCCCGAGGCUGCAGAGGCUGUGGUGUCCCCUCCUACUGAGGCAAAGUCCACAAGAGACGCCAAAUUUGUCAAGCGAGAAGAGGACAGUCACAUUGGUCGUAUGGCUCGCUGCAUGAGUCUCUUCAAGAUGCGCAGCAAACCCGAGCCUCAGGCACCAGUCAACCAACCCAAGCACGCCACUCUCUCACCAACAAAGUCUUGUCUCAAGCCAUCUAAUUCUCUGGCUGGCAUUGUUCUUGACAGAAUCGAGGAAGGCAGCCCUCAAGAGCCUGUCCCAGUACCCAAGCCACCAAAAAGCGCCAGUAUUACUUUCGAUCUAGACGAGACAGCCGAGAGUGACAAGUCCAAGCGCAAGUUAAAGUCCAAGUCCAAGUACUAUUUCAAUUUCAACCCCUUUAGCAAAUCAAGCUCUGAGGAGACCCAGGACACUUCCGAUGAGGAAGAAGAACUUGAUCCAGACUCACCAUUUGCAGCACAAGACGUGGAAAUACAACGCCGUCUGGCACGAGCUGAUGUCCAUCGCGACGCAAAUGAACGCGCAGCUAUUAUUCGAGGCGCGCUGGACUUUCUCUUGGUUGUCUCCGAUAGAGUCGACAGUGUUGCUGCUGAUCGCAUCGGUGUUCUAUUGGACAAGACUGGGGAUAGGUGUCUUGGGAGCUAUACUGGGGAAGAAAAGGAUCACGUGAAUCCUCACCAGUAUGGCAACAAGGUUAGCCAGAGCCUGUACCGCUCCAAGGAGACGGCUAUGUCUUAUAAAUGA